Malania oleifera is the source of this 3617-nucleotide messenger RNA. RefSeq lists its product as uncharacterized. NCBI's taxonomy places the organism in Eukaryota, Viridiplantae, Streptophyta, Magnoliopsida, Santalales, Ximeniaceae. The record is from RefSeq and is a predicted model, not a curated record. The coding region runs from base 470 to 3199 and encodes 909 amino acids. The transcript has 9 exons. Gene Ontology annotation, molecular function: protein binding.
UUGGGUGGCUCCUCUGCACAAGAGGAAGUUAGAGGGGAUAUAGAUCCAAAGCAUCGUGCUGGGUUACCCAAGUCACCAUCUUCUCCAGGUGGGUUCCGUCAGUUUUCUUCAAAGGACUAUGUAGGGAGGACAUGAGUACAAAGCAUUAUUUUGCUGGAAUAUGGAAAUAUAUGUACAAGAUAUCUUGUUUGUCCCCAAGAAUUUGUUUACAGACUGUAGGGUGCCUGUGAUAUUGGGAACAUUCAAUGGUCAGAUAAGGUCGGGCCCUGCCAGGGAAAAUAUUGAAUGACUCCCAACCUGUUAGGCCCUUUUUCUGAAGCAUCCGAGCAUUUUGGAGAUAUCAACAGGAAAAUUUUUCAUUCUCGGUCAACAAUCAGAGAACCCUCUGCUGUUACUUGGCCAAUAUAGUGAUGAUGAAUUGGAUGAAAAAUCAAAUAAGAGGCUUGACAAUGCCACUGUGGAGAAUUUCAUGGACCAUGAUAAUGAUCAGGUAAAGGGACCUGCUGAAGAAGAAGGCAAAGAUAAGGAUGUUACUAUAGAUGAGGACCUUGAUGGUCAGAAGGUCAAACAACAGGACUUGGAUAGAGAUUCUGCUUCACUGGAUGCUUCCCUGAACCUUGAGAGCAAUACUACUGGAGAAAUUGAUGCGACUGCUGCAGAUGGGUCAUAUAAUAAAAUGGACUCAACUGAACAAGUCUCUGUUCCUGAAACUACUGAUACGCAGGUCAUUGGAGAUGUGUUCUCGGGUUGGAAGUUGGUCAUGCAUGAAGAGAGUAAUCAAUACUAUUAUUGGAAUAUUGAGACCGGGGAGACUUCUUGGGAAGUACCGGAUAUUUUGUCUCAGGGGCCCGGAUUGAGCCACGAACAGAAAACCUUUCCUGUUAUUCAAGGUACGGAUAGUGCUUCCCACUCCUUGGGAACACAUGAACCCAGUUCAACUUUGGUUGAGGUAGGGAAUUCAUCAGAUGCACAUACAGUUGAUGGUUCUGCGGGUUCCUCUUUGAUUUCUGUAACAAAAGAAAUGUAUGAAUAUGGCCAUGAAAUUGAUGAGAGGAAUGGAGUAUGUGACGGUCAAAGUUUGGAAGCUAAAAGUCAAGAUCCUGAAUUUGACCAGAGUGAAAUAAAAAAUGCCUCUGGUGAUUUGUGUCAUGAAAUUUCAUCCUCUGAGCAUUACCUGUCUGCACAGAAAUCCGGUGAUGUUACUUUGGCAAAUGGAAGUGGAUCUAACCAAUACAUGCAUGGAAAAGUAGCUAACGAGGAAUAUGGAACAAGGGCUGAUAUAUCUUCAGAUCUGAUUAAACAUGGGGAAUGUUUGUUAGAGAGAUUGAAGUCACUGAAAGGGUUUGAGGGCCACCUCCAAGGACAUGACUGGACGUCAAAGUACAUAUUGGAAAUUGAGAUAAGACUUUCUGAUAUUAGGGCACUUGUAUCUUAUGGGUCCUCGUUAUGUCCAUUUUGGGAGCACUCUGAAAGGCGGCUUAAACAAUUGGAAUGUGUUAUUACUGAUGAAAUUGGUGUUAGAAAAAUGAAUGAUGCUGAGGCAAGAGAUAUCUCGGUCAUUAGAGAGGAUAAACUGCUGGAAAGUACGGGGGAUGAAAAUGAGGCGGAUGGAAUUGAAAAGGGUGUAGUUUUCCCUUUAGAAGAUUCCGUUUGUCCUAAUAUUGGCCAAAAAUCUGUAGUUGAAAAUAAUUCACAUGAUGAAGUUCCCACUGAUUUUGUUGUGAAUGCUGAAUAUGUUACUUCAUCUGGAUAUCCUAUUGCCACUUGGAAAGGUACUGCUGAAGAGAGCUGCGAAAAAAUUAAUGAUGGUGCUGCACUUCCUGGUGAACUUGCUCCCAAGUCGGGCCAAAUUUAUGGGGAGGACAUGGACAUGGAUGUGGACAUGGAAGUUGAAGAUGCUACUCCCACAAGCAACAUUGCUAUUGGUGAUGCAUUGAAUGGUACACAUUUUGUCAUACCAGAGCAGUCUAUCCAGCCAAAUCCAUCUGCAGGAUACCCAUUCUUGGCAACAGAGGAUGGGUCUAUUGUUCCCCCUCCACCGGAUGAGGAGUGGAUUCCCCCACCACCUCCUGAUAAUGAAUUGGUUCCUCCACCCCCUCCUGAUGAACCACCAGAACCCUCCCCUCCCCCACCCUCAUCUUAUCCAGAGGCUGUACAACCUGUACCUUACACAGGACAAUACAGUCUAACCUACCCUGAUUCUAAUUUUGGAUUUUAUGGACACACAGUUGCUGAAAUUCCAAGUGCUAAUUUAUAUGGACACAUUGAUGGACCUCAUGUUGCUGUGCCCCCCCAGCCAAUUUACUAUGAAGUAGUACCCAACACCUAUGCAGAUACCACUCCUGUCCUAGUAAACCCUACUGACACAACAGCGUAUUAUGACAUUAAAGAUGGAACAUUGCCUCCUAUACCUGUAGUUGUCGGUGCAGAAUCUUCUGGUUUUCAUGUUGCAUCUGCCCUGGCAAGUUAUAGCAGCCUUGUUACUGAGCAAAUUGGAUCCAAUGAUAUCCAUGCAGAUGUGGGCUCCAGUUCAUUACUGAAUAUGAGGGUUGAUGUUGCUGCUGUUGGCUCUGAUACUGGAGUUGCAUCCUCAGAUAUUCCAGUUACUUCGACCUCAGCUCAAGCUUUAGCAACAAGCUCUGUAAAGGAGAGUGUCCCUGUGCCAUCAACCACUGCUGUCACUUCUGCUACAGUUGUUUCUGUUACAUCAGCAACUGCAAAGGUUCAAUCGAAAGUUAUGCGUAGCAAAAAACGGACAAUAGCCGUGGCACCCACAUUGAGGUCUAAUAAGAAGGUCUCCAGUCUAGUGGACAAGUGGAAGGCAGCCAAAGAGGAGUUGCAAGAAGAUGAUGAAGAUGAACCUGAAAAUGCAUUUGAGAUUUUAGAGAAAAAGCGCCAGAGGGAAAUAGAGGAAUGGCGUGCAAAGCAAAUUGCCAGCGGAGAGGCUAAAGAUAAUGCUAAUUUUCAGCCUUUGGGUGGUGAUUGGCGUGAAAGGGUGAAGCGCCGAAGGGCUGCACGUGGAGCAGUGCAAACUUCUCUGGAGGUGGUUGCUGAUGGUGGAAAUCAGCAGCCCAAUUUAAUGGAUCUUUCAAGAGAUCUUGCACCUGGAUGGCAGGCUUACUGGGAUGAAUCCUCAAAGCAAGUUUACUAUGGAAAUGCUGCCACCUCAGAGACAACCUGGACCAGACCAGCAAAGUAGGCCGUCUGUGAAAUUUGAGUUUCUAAUUCCUGAUCUGACUUACAUUUUUGGGUUGUAAUUAUAGUAGUAAUUGUUCUUCCAAUCUUUUCUUGUUUCCCCUCUCGGGUAUAUCUUUGGAGGUGGAUGAGUGAUCAAGUACGCAUUGUUCCAAGGGCUAGAGGAGAUUUGUGUUAAUUAUGACCCCCUUUUUUGAAGGGAAAAUGCAUUCCCUCUUAACUUCGGCUGCUGCCAUGUAACCAUUCUGAUUUGAUAAUGGCCAUUUCCCCUUUCUUUUGAGGUGAUGUUGACAACAUAUUGAGCUUGGAUAGCUUUUUGUAGCCUGAAGAUUCAUGUGCUUUAUACGGCCACUUGAGUCGAAAUAUUGGGUAUGAUCGCUGUGCAUGAAAUUGAUCUGUAAUACAUAACUUGUUUUCCAGCA